AUGUUCCGCAACGCCGUCCGUCAGUCCACGCGCGCCGUGAGCGCCCUCUCUGCCUCUGGCAGAGUGCUUGCGGCCCGAAAUGCCGCACCCGCCGCCUUCAACGUCCAGACCCGAUCCUACGCCGAGGCCAAGGCCUCGCCCACCGAGGUCUCCUCCAUCCUCGAGCAAAGAAUCCGCGGUGUCGCUGAGGAGACCAACCUGGCCGAGACUGGCCGUGUUCUCUCCGUCGGUGAUGGUAUCGCCCGUGUGCACGGUAUGGCCAACGUCCAGGCCGAGGAGCUGGUCGAGUUCGCCUCUGGCGUCAAGGGAAUGUGCAUGAACCUGGAGGCUGGCCAGGUUGGUGUUGUGUUGUUCGGUUCUGACCGUCUGGUCAAGGAGGGUGAGACCGUCAAGCGUACCGGUGAGAUUGUCGAUGUCCCCGUCGGCAUGGAGCUCCUCGGUCGUGUUGUCGACGCCCUCGGUAACCCCAUCGAUGGAAAGGGCCCUCUCAACACCAAGGAGAAGCGCCGUGCUCAGCUCAAGGCCCCUGGUAUCCUGCCCCGUCAGUCCGUCAGGGAGCCCGUCCAGACUGGUCUCAAGUCUGUCGACGCCAUGGUCCCCAUUGGCCGUGGCCAGCGUGAGUUGAUCAUUGGUGAUCGUCAGACCGGAAAGACCGCUGUCGCUCUGGACGCCAUGCUCAACCAGAAGCGCUGGAACAACUCCAACGACGAGUCCAAGAAGCUGUACUGUAUCUACGUCGCCGUCGGCCAGAAGCGUUCCACCGUCGCCCAGCUCGUCAAGACCCUCGAGGAGAACGACGCCAUGAAGUACUCCGUCAUCGUUGCUGCCACCGCCUCCGAGGCCGCUCCUCUCCAAUACAUUGCUCCUUUCACUGGUGCCUCCAUUGGUGAGUUUUUCCGUGACAGCGGAAAGCACUCUCUGGUCAUCUAUGAUGAUCUUUCCAAGCAGGCCGUCGCUUACCGUCAAAUGUCUCUGCUGCUCCGUCGUCCCCCCGGACGUGAGGCUUACCCCGGUGACGUUUUCUACCUGCACUCGCGUCUCCUGGAGCGUGCUGCCAAGAUGAACGACAAGCUUGGUGGUGGUUCCAUGACUGCCCUGCCCAUCAUUGAGACCCAGGGUGGUGAUGUGUCUGCUUACAUUCCCACCAACGUCAUUUCCAUCACCGACGGUCAGAUCUUCUUGGAGUCUGAGCUGUUCUACAAGGGUAUCCGACCUGCCAUCAACGUCGGUCUGUCCGUCUCUCGUGUCGGUUCCGCUGCCCAGCUCAAGGCCAUGAAGCAAGUCGCCGGUUCGCUCAAGCUCUUCUUGGCCCAGUACCGUGAGGUCGCCGCCUUUGCCCAGUUCGGUUCCGACUUGGAUGCUGCUACCAAGCAGACCCUGAGCCGUGGUGAGCGUUUGACCGAGCUUCUCAAGCAGAAGCAGUACUCCCCCAUGGCCGUCAACGAGAUGGUUCCUCUUAUCUUCGCUGGUGUCAACGGUUACCUCGACAACGUCCCCGUCGCCAAGAUCCUGCAGUGGGAGUCUGACUUCCUUGCCCACCUCAAGACCAACGAGUCUGAGCUCCUCGCCACCAUUGACAAGGAGGGUGCUCUCAGCAAGGACCUCGAGCAGAGACUGCGGGAUGUCGUCCAGACCUUCACCAAGAGCUUCAGCUCAUAA
This is a messenger RNA of Pestalotiopsis fici W106-1, 1659 nucleotides long. Its product is annotated as ATP synthase subunit alpha. The transcript is spliced from 7 exons. Gene Ontology annotation, biological process: proton transmembrane transport; proton motive force-driven ATP synthesis. NCBI's taxonomy places the organism in Eukaryota, Fungi, Ascomycota, Sordariomycetes, Amphisphaeriales, Sporocadaceae. Bases 1 to 1659 code for a protein of 552 amino acids. Gene Ontology annotation, molecular function: ADP binding; proton-transporting ATP synthase activity, rotational mechanism; ATP binding. The record is from RefSeq and is a predicted model, not a curated record.